Messenger RNA from Raphanus sativus (radish), 510 nucleotides. RefSeq names its product plant UBX domain-containing protein 7-like. The record is from RefSeq and is a predicted model, not a curated record. The transcript has 5 exons. Gene Ontology annotation, molecular function: protein binding. Lineage: Eukaryota; Viridiplantae; Streptophyta; Magnoliopsida; Brassicales; Brassicaceae. Bases 1 to 510 code for a protein of 169 amino acids.
AUGGCAGCAACAAACGUUACAAGAACACAUUUGAUGGGCUUAACACGAUUGUUCGAACUCAGGGUUGGAUACAGUUGUUUUGCUGGUCUAAACAUCAACUACAUUAAGAUUGUUUUAUCCGUUGCAAUUGGAUUCACGGUGUAUGAGUCAAUGAAAUCAUGGUUGCGAAUCCCACGACGUUUGGUUUGUUUGUCGGAUUUGAGCAGUAAUGGAGGGAAUGCUCUCUCCAGUGAUCAGCAGAGAUUAGUCUCUUCUUUCCUUGAGAUCGCUGUCGGUCAGACAUCUGAAACUGCUCGCCAGUUCUUAGAGGCAACAAGCUGGAAACUUGAGGAAGCUGUUCAGCUUUUCUAUGUCGGAGGAGAAGGUGGUAUUCUUCCUUCUGGUACAAACACUCAGCCAACGGUGGACGAUCCAAUGGCUGCACAGUCUUGGGGGGCGGCUGAUACAGGAAAUGAAAGGAUGCAGAACGAUGUAGUAGAUGAUGAGUGCGUGCUCCUUUACCUGUUGUGA